This is a messenger RNA of Aspergillus tanneri, 1341 nucleotides long. RefSeq names its product putative guanine deaminase. Bases 1 to 1341 code for a protein of 446 amino acids. Lineage: Eukaryota; Fungi; Ascomycota; Eurotiomycetes; Eurotiales; Aspergillaceae. Gene Ontology annotation, molecular function: zinc ion binding; guanine deaminase activity. Gene Ontology annotation, cellular component: cytosol. The transcript has a single exon. Gene Ontology annotation, biological process: guanine metabolic process. The record is from RefSeq and is a predicted model, not a curated record.
AUGGCCCACAGCUUCCACGGCACUCUCAUCCACUCCAUCUCCCCCUCUACCCUUGAAAUCCUCGCCAACACCCUUAUCGUCGUCUCGUCGUCCGGAACCAUCCUUUCCAUCCACCCGUCCACCGACCCGGACGACAUCCCCUCGCUCCUCUCCCCCCACCACCUCACCCCAUCCACCUGUCCCACGCUAUUCCUCUCAUCCUCUCAAUUCCUCUGCCCGGGCUUCAUCGACACGCACACCCAUGCACCGCAAUGGUCCCAACGUGGUCUCGGCCGCGGCCUACCCCUCCUCGCCUGGCUUGAAACCCUCACCUUCGCCAACGAAGCCAAAUGCGCAUCUCCUGACCACGCCACAAAACUCUACACCUCAUGCGUCCGCGGCGGUCUCAACCAAGGCAUCACCACAGCAUGCUACUACGGUUCGCUGCACAAAUCUGCCUCAUUGAUCCUCGCCCGCAUCUGUCUCCAACUCGGGCAACGUGCCCUGAUCGGUAAAUGCAAUAUGAACCGCCACGCACCCUCCUGGUACACCGAGUCCUCGACCGACCAAUCUCUCGUCGACACUGAGUCCUUCAUCCACGAACUUCAAGCCCUCGACCCCAUCCACAAUCUCAUCACCCCCGUGUUAACACCUCGCUUCGCCAUUUCUUGCUCCCCUGAUCUUCUCUCCGGACUCGGUGAUCUGGCCCGGAAACACCCCCAUCUCCCUAUUCAAACCCAUUUCAACGAAUCCCGCGCCGAAAUUGACUUCACGGCCUCUCUAUUCCCCACCUUCACCUCGGAAACCGAGAUCUACGAAUCCUUCCAUCUCCUCACCAACAAGUCGAUUCUCGCACACGCCAUAUUCCUCAAACACGGGGAGCUGGACCGACUCAGACAAUUGGAUUGUGGCAUCGCGCAUUGUCCUGUCUCGAACACCUGCAUGGAUGAAUACAUGAUUGCGCCGGUGCGAGAGUAUCUCGAUGCCGGGAUCAAGGUCGGACUGGGCACUGAUUGCGGCGGCGGCUACACGAGUAGUAUGUUGGAGGUUAUGAGACAGGCGUAUUUGGUUUCCGUGGCGCGGAAGACCAUCUCCCAGGGUAAGGGUGAGGCGUUGUCGGUCGAUGAGGGAUUUUAUAUGGCCACGUUGGGAGGAGCCAGGGUUGCGGGUUUGGAUGCUAAAGUUGGGAAUUUCGUUCCCGGAAAGGAACUGGAUGCCCUGUUGGUUAGUGUGGAUGUGGAUGGGGUCAUGGCUGAUGUGGCCGAGGGAGAGAGCCGUAGAGAUGUGUUUGAGAAGUUUGUUAUGACCGGGGAUGAUCGCAAUAUUGUCGGGGUUUGGGUGAGAGGAAAGAGAGUCAAGUAA